Messenger RNA from Durusdinium trenchii, 3469 nucleotides. The record is from the annotation of a GenBank genome assembly. NCBI's taxonomy places the organism in Eukaryota, Dinophyceae, Suessiales, Symbiodiniaceae.
UGUGUGUGUAACCCUUGGAAUCAUAGGGAUCCUUUCGGAUUGUUUUAGCUUCACAGUUGUUUUCCUUGUGCAGCAGGGGGACUGUCUACCCCACAGAAGUGACAGUCCAACGAAGAGGCUUCUGUGGUGGUACUGAUAUCACUGGAGACGUCCAGUGACGUACCUGCAGUUUUACCUGAGACACUUCAUCUUGGGCCCUGCUUCUAACUAGAACAAGGAAUCCAGCCUUUGCAACGGUUCUUCAUCCGCAGACUCUGCACGUUCCGUCGUCCUUGUCGCUCGAUCGUUUCGCGGUUACAAUUUGGAACUUUGGAGCUUCUGAGACCUUGACCUCGUGGAGAUUUAAACCGUUUCAUUUUACCCACCCUGUUUUCCUUAGGCUUUUUACUUAGGCUGGCAUGUGGCACCGCUUUCAGUUCAGUACACCCUAUCCUAAGUGUGUGUACCCCUUGGAGUCACAGGGUCCAGUCGGAUUGGCUUUUUUACCGAAUCUGAUCAACGCGGCGUACCUUGUACCUGCACCUUAGUUGUGAAUGUUUUAGCCAUUCUCCAAUCGUAGAGUUCCUCAGGCUGUUGCAGGAUGAUACAGGUCUGCAGAUGUGCAUUGUCGCCUUCGUUGAGUUUUCGGACUUUGGAGUUGGAGGCCUUUAAGGUUCGAAGAUGUUUGGACCACCGUACUUAUACUUAUACCUGUUCUGGUUCCUUGUUUUUUUCACUUAAGCUGGCGUGUGGCAACCGCAACCGAGUCAGUACGCAUAUCUAUGUGUGUAAAGCGCUCACCGUUUUUUGAGUUCUAUAUAUUUAGUUUUCUAUUUUUGCCUCGCAGUGUUGCAGGUGCAUAGUUUUGGCAUGGUCCUCUUAGAGCUACUGACGGGCGCGCCGCCCGCAGUGGAGAAACCCAACAGACCGGGCGAGUUCAACUACUUGGUUGAUCACAUCCAGGGCAGCAAAGCCAAGGUGAUUGGCAUGCUGGAUGAGAGUGGCCAGUUUCCUGUGGUGAUCUCCCAGGCACUGACAGAUGUUUCUUUCAGAUGCAUCCGGCCGAAUCCAGUUGAGCGGCCUCUCUUCAAAAUGCUUGUCGAUGAGCUUCGAGAUCUUUAUCUUUCGUCUCCAGCAGAACCUGGUGAUGCCGACGUGACGCGAGAUCAUCGAGAAUCCCAGCGCGAGAAGGCACCACCGGCGGUACGCCGCGUGCUGUUAUCAGUCGGUACUGUGGUCACUAGCCGCUGGCGUGGUGGUACGUCUUGGCUCCGGGGGCGGAUCAUUCACAUCAACCGCGACGGCACCUUCAAGAUCCAGUAUGACCAUGGUGAAAUCGAGCCAAACGUCCCCGCGCUGAACAUCAGGGCGGUUGACCUUCCAGCCGUGCCACGACGGGACAAAGAGGAGGGCUAUGGCCCUCCGCCACCACCGCCACCCCCUAGAAGGGAAACGCCGAGGCCUCCUCCUCGACCGAAGUCGGUGGCGCCGCCCAACCCGGACCGGAACGACCGGAACGAUCCGCCGUGGCUGGCACAGCCGAAUGGACAUGCAGGACUGCCAGGAGCACGUGGUGAGCACCUUGGUGAUUUGCUGGAUCCCUCUGCUGUGCCCCCUUACCGCCUGUGGUGCGUUUAUGCUGAAGGGGUUGACCUUGGAAAGCUGACAGCGCAGCAGCGGUCCUUGUCAAGCAACCUGCCAGAGCUGGUGGUUGGAAGGACAGCUCAGCCGGCGGCGGUCUGGGAGACACUGGUGCCUGACAAGCGUUUUCAUGCAACGAUCUCCCGGGAGCACCUGAAGGUGAUAGCUCGCCAAGGCUCACAAGGUGCUCAGGCUUCCUUCAGCGUGGCUUGUUUAUCGCUGAAUGGCGUGAUGCUGAAUGGGCAUUUCAUUGGGAACGAUUCCGGAGAGCGGCCUCUUCAACACGGAGAUGCCUUGGCUUUUGCCACCAUGGUGGACGUCAUGGCGCCCAUCGAGAAUCAAAGCCGAAAGCCUUUCGUGGUCCUCCAGUUUGAGGUGCUGGGCCCAAGUCCUGCAGCUGAAGCCCUUCCCACAGCUUAUCCAUCGAGCCCAAGGCUGCGAAGCGCUCCCGUGAAGGGGCCCUUUGAUGACCUGGAGGAUAGAAAGGAGCUAUUGCACCCUCCUCCCGGAAUGGUUGCUGGUCGGUGGCGCACUUCACCCACGGCGGAGGGUCCACCUGAUGCACUUUUCUGUUUGGAGUUGCAUGGGAACGAACUUCGGCCUGGCCUCCCUGCUGAAGCAAGGCAGCUUUUCUUUUGUUGCGACUCGCAGGCCAGACCUUCAAGACUGAGAGUAGGCCGAUACUACCAGCGUCAUCUGUGGGAGAACAUAUUGAGUGAAGAGAUCCUCACAGGAGGCACGCUUUGGGCUGCCAUGAUGGCUCAGGAUCACUUCGAAAUCGCCGCCAUCCGCCGGAACAACCCGCAAUUGGCGGAACCGCCAGACUGGCGCUUCCGGCUACGGGUUCUGAGUGCAGCUGGGGUGGUCUUGAACUACAGCAUCAUGUGCACCGCUGGUGACGAACGAGAGCUGAGCCCGAGUGACACGCUCACAGUGAAGCGCCCCCAUUCUCGGGCAAGUACCAAGCCUGCAAUCUCCGAUUCCUGCCCUCCUGGGCUGCACCUGACCUUCAUCCCUCUGGUGGGGCCGUUGGUGUCGUUGGGACCACCCUCACCAGAGCAGGAUGGAGAUGUUCCGCAACUCCCAGAGCUGUCAGAUUCAGAUACUGAGGAUCGACGUGCUCCAGGCCACGACUUCCCUGUGGGCGUAGGGGUGUUACAGCCGCCAACUGGGGUUCUACACUUGCAGAGGGACAGUUCAGACGAAGAGGAAGCCGAAGCUCAGGCAGAGGAGGAGGAUGGAAGCUUCCAAGGCCGGAUUCAAACAGCGAAGACACGAAUCCUGGAGGCACCAGUUGAAGGUGAUCCAGAUGAUCUCUUCGCACGUACAGGGUUUCGUGCCGGCGAUGUGGGCGUUGAGGAGGAGUUGCCGGACCCUCCAGAAGAUCUGGACGGGACACUUUCGCUCACCAGAAGAGGUCAUAUCUCAGGAUCUUGGUUGCCCAGUUUCUCCUGCUAAUAGUCUGCAGGGGCCCCUGGCCACCAGAGUCAGAGCCACCUGAGCCACCAGUGUCAAGCCACUUGGAGGAUUGGCUUUGCCACUCCACCCGGACUCCACCGGACAAGCGCCCGAAGACCAAAGAGUCGAAAAGGAUGGUGUUUGACGCCCAUGGAGAGCCGGAGAGCGUGGGAUCAUGCGGGAUCUUCGUAGCUUCUAGUUACUAGAAAGCUUCAAAGACCUAGUAGCGUCCUUGCUCCUAGUAGCUAUGCCAGGAGCCCCUAGUAACGUCCUUGCUCCUAGUAGCUAUGCCAGGAGCCCCUAGUAGCAUCCUUGCUUUUACAAGAACCCUAAGACCAAAUCCAGCCUUCAUCCUUUUGAUUGCCAGCCUCGCCGCUAAGCAACUACGCAA